CUAGGACACACAAAUGACAGCAAAAAACAUUAUUUUACGAUAAUAAAACAAAAUUUACACCGCUGGGACAAACCGGAAGCGUUCUUUGUGGCUACGCGCAGCUCCAAUGCGCAGCUACGUCACUAUCCGGUUCCUACGACAGAGAAGAGCGCGAGAUAGAAAUCCAAGAGCGCGGACAACUCUGGCGCUCCGCACCAGCUGGUUGUAUAGGCUGUAACAUUAGAAAAGUGCCGAGCCUCCAUCACCAACACUGGCUACAGCAUAGAGACAUUAAUCACGGGUAUUACGACGACAUAAUACCGAGUACGUAUGUACAUGACGUGCAACGGCCGCCGGAGAAAUCGCUUUCGGACCGUAAACAACAGAAAUAGAGGGAAAUGUCCCGGUGGCCGCGCGGUGAGGAUGGAGAGGAGGCCAUGCAUCAGGACACUGAUUCUGAUGUGGCAGAGCAGAGGGAUGGAGGGAAAGUGAAGGUGAAAUGGACUCAAGAGGAGGAUGAGAAGCUUAAAACGCUGGUUCAGAAACUGGGACCAAAUGACUGGAAAACCAUAGCCAGCUACAUACCUAAUCAUACUGAACAUCAGUGUCAGCACCGCUGGUUUAAAGUCUUGGACCCAGAAUUAGUGAAAGGCCCCUGGACUAAAGAGGAAGAUGAGAAGGUUAUAGAGCUUGUCAAUCUUUAUGGCAACAAACAGUGGGCACUGGUAGCCAAGCACCUGAAAGGCAGACUGGGGAAGCAGUGCAGAGAGCGCUGGCACAACCACCUCAAUCCCAGUGUCAAGAAGUCUUCAUGGACGGCUGAGGAGGACCUCAUCAUCUAUAAGGCUCACUGCCUGCUUGGCAAUCGCUGGGCUGAGAUCGCAAAACUGCUCCCUGGAAGGACGGACAAUGCAGUGAAGAAUCACUGGAAUUCGACCAUCAAACGGAAGUUAGAGAUGGGCUUCUACUCCGGGGAGGUCUUCAGGCCCAAUGAGCUGGAGGAGCUGUGGGCUCGUGUUAACAAGGAUGGUCAGGUGCCCAGUUGCUCUCAAGACAGUUCAGACAAGGACUCUGAGCAGAAGAUCCCUCCUUCACUGCAAGAAACGUCAGCUAAAGCUGGCACCAGCAAAGCUGGGCCGUCAAAGUCUGUUCCCUCUCCAACCAACAGUCUGAGUCCCAAGAGUGAGGUGGACAGCACAGGAGCGCUGAACAGCACCAGCUGGGUGGUGGACAGCUCCGGAUUUCUGUCUCCCACUGGCCCAGCUCUGAAGGAAGUGUUAGACAUGGUGGAUGGGGAUCUUGAUGGCUGGUGCAACCUCGCAGCCUUUGACCUCCCCGAGGACAGUCCCAGCCCAGAGCGACAUCAGUUUCGUCUGGAAGGCAGCGCCCUGCAGGAACUAAGCAAAGGCAGCAAAGGAGAACUCAUCCCCAUCUCUCCUGGGGGCGUCACACCCCCCUCCAUACUGAGCCACCGGAGCCGAAGGUGCAUCGCUUUGUCUCCCGACGCCAACAAGUCCAUGACUCCUAAGAGCACCCCUGUCAAAAUCUUGCCCUUUUCUCCAUCUCAAUUUCUCAACAUGUGGACUAAGCAGGACACUCAUGACUUAGAGUCGCCUCUCACGUCCACACCCGUGUGCAGCCAGAAAGCCAUAGUUACCACUCCACUGCAGCGAGACAAGACGCCUCUCACUCAAAAGGAAAACUCAGUUUUUGUUACACCCAACCACAAGUCUGAGCUGUGUACCCCACGAACUCCAACACCGUUUAAAAAUGCCAUGGAGAAGUACGGGCCUCUGCAGCCUCUGCCUCAGACUCCCAACCUCGAGGACGACAUAAAUGAGGUCAUCUUGAGAGAUGCGGGGAUCGACUUAAUGAUGCGCUUAACUCCACCCGAACAGAGGCGCAAAACUGUGCAUCGCCCUCCUAUGAAGAAAGUGCGUAAGUCGUUGGCGCUGGAUGUAAUGGACUGCCAGGUGAUGCCUACAUCCAAACGUAAAUCAGCCAAACACAACAUCAAGGAAGAACCGAUGUUGAUUUCUGUCAGCUCUUCACCACUUAGCAGCAAGCGGCACGAAAACAUUUUGGAUCAGGGCUUCCUUUUGGGACCAAGUGACAGUGCCAUAUUUCCCAGCACAGUCCCCCCAGUUCCAAUGUCAAAGGAAUGGGAAAUGGUUGUUUGCGGACAAACUAAAGACCAGUUAAUAAUGACAGAAAAAGCCCGGCGCUACCUUCGCUCACUAAAAUCCCACGCUCCUAGCCGGGCUCUGAUCCUGUCCUGAGAUGGCUCGUGUUUUUACGCCAAAAUGUUACUUAUCCAGAACUAACAGUUGCUAUUUUCCCAUUUCUCCUGAGGGCCUGGUGUACUUUGUGGCGGAGAAAGAGUCACGUCUUGUAAGGUUAGCGCCAUGUUUGAACAACACGUUAGCGAUCAGGUUAUUGACAGUGUUAGGCCUGUCUGAAAGAGAAUGUUGCUUUUAGAUGUAGAGUCAGGCUGCCAGGCAUGUUUAAUUCCAUAGUUGUUAUUUCAGUGUUUGAAAAGAACGAAUGAAUGUUGAGGGGGAAGAAGAAGAAUGUGUAAAUGAAAAAUCAAGGCUGUAUAGUUUUGCCAUCACUGGGGAAAAAAAAAAAGGUUUUACAUGUGAUUAAACAGUUUUUUUAACAUUGUGUUUUGUACAAAGGUUGCCCCUCCAUAUCCAUGUUCUGUGUUAUAGAGGAUUUACAGGUUGAACAGUAAUGCAUGAAGGGAACACUUAUUGUAGGAUCUAUUUAGCAUGUAUAGAUUCGUUUUAUGAUGCAUUUCGGUACACACAAAUUGUAGCUUCCCACACAUUGGAGAGAAAUUGACACUAAUCAUAUCUCUAAAGAUGAGGAGCUACCCAUCAAGAUGCGUACAUCUCAAGUUUUAAUCUGUAAUAGUCAUUUAUGUGAGAUGUAGUGAAGGUGUAAAAGUGUUCCAACUGUUGGUGUGAAGGGGAUUAUAAAUAAUGUGACACUGUAAAUAGAGUUGACUGUUUGCUCUGUCAUACAAGAAUGUUGCAGAAUUGAAUAAAAUA
Molecule: messenger RNA, 3032 nt
Organism: Maylandia zebra (zebra mbuna)
Lineage: Eukaryota; Metazoa; Chordata; Actinopteri; Cichliformes; Cichlidae
Gene: mybl2b
Product: v-myb avian myeloblastosis viral oncogene homolog-like 2b
Biological process (GO): regulation of DNA-templated transcription
Cellular component (GO): nucleus
Molecular function (GO): DNA-binding transcription factor activity, RNA polymerase II-specific; RNA polymerase II cis-regulatory region sequence-specific DNA binding
Source: RefSeq, a predicted model, not a curated record